ACAGAAACGUAUGCUGAGUGUUUUAACAAUUUGAGAACACACUUCGCAGAAAAUUCCAGGCAUAAUAAACCGAGUUCUGUGCGAAUAUUCUGUAAAUUUUGAAGUUUUGAUUAUUAUUGUUUGAUUGUUUUGUGAUUGAUUACUAGUCAAUAAAUUUUUAAAAAAGUUGAAAAAUGUUUAGCGGCGGUCCAGGAUAUUAUCCACAAGGAGAUCCAAAUCAACAAGGUUAUUAUGGACCUCCACCACCAGCUGGUUAUCCAGGACAACCUUAUCCACCACCUGGUGGCUAUCCACCACCAGGAGGAGGAUAUCCACCAGCAGGAGGAUAUCCACCAGCGGGUGGAUAUCCACCAGGACCACCACCUGCGGGUUUUGCACCACCUCCAGAAGGACCAGCAUUCGGUUACAAUCCACCACCGUCACAACCCUAUCCUCCACCAGCUGCAGGAACCACUGAAAAAUCAUAUAUAAACAGUGAUCAACGGACAAUGUAUGGUGGAACAUCUUCAUAUGAUGGCGCGGAUGCGGAAGGCAUGAAAAAUUUUGAUUUUGAUGAUAAAACAAUUCGUGCUGGAUUUAUACGAAAAGUUUAUUCGAUAUUAUCGUUACAAUUGUUAAUCAGUGUUGGAUUUAUUGCGUUUAUGUUAUACCAUGCACCCACAAGAACUUUUGUGCAAAAUAAUCCAUUUUUAUUGAUUAUUGCUAUCAUUGCAUUGAUUAUAACCAUAAUCGCUUUGGCAUGUUGUGGCGAAGUACGUCGCAAGGCCCCAGCAAAUUUCAUAUUGCUGGGAGUGUUUACUGUAGCCGAAUCGUUUAUGCUGGGUGUAACAUGUUCUUUAUACAAUAGUGAAGCGGUGUUGAUGGCAGUUGGUCUAACAGCUGUAAUAUGUAUUGCAUUGACAUUAUUUGCAUUCCAAACAAAAUGGGACUUCACUGUAAUGGGCGGUGGAUUGUUUGUUGCUGUGAUUGUACUUAUGAUUGUUGGUAUUAUUGCAAUGUUCUUACCUAAAAACAGUGUGAUACAUUUAAUAUAUGCUGGAUGUGGCGCAAUCCUCUUCUCAUUGUAUCUUAUUUACGAUACACAAUUAAUGAUGGGCGGAAAACAUAAGUAUUCAAUAUCACCAGAAGAAUAUAUCUUUGGAGCAUUAAAUCUCUACAUGGACAUCAUUAAUAUUUUCUUAUUCAUUUUGCAAAUAAUUGGUAAUCGAGAUUAAAGUAACACCACCAAUCAAGAAUGCAUCACUUUUCAUCAAUUGGCGCUUUUGUUUAUUUAUUCGAACCUAUUGUUAUUCGCAUAGGUUAAUAAAAUAUAAUUUAGAUCGAAUAAACAAAAACGUCUGAAUAUUAUCAUAGUGUUUCAAUUUAAAUGUGUCAUUUUUGUGAUAAUAUAAUCUCUUUAAAUUGCUUACACACGAUUUUCUUGUAAAUA
Messenger RNA from Chrysoperla carnea, 1429 nucleotides. Its product is annotated as protein lifeguard 1-like. The transcript is spliced from 7 exons. Gene Ontology annotation, cellular component: membrane. Bases 174 to 1214 code for a protein of 346 amino acids. Lineage: Eukaryota; Metazoa; Arthropoda; Insecta; Neuroptera; Chrysopidae. The record is from RefSeq and is a predicted model, not a curated record.